This is a messenger RNA of Cinclus cinclus, 1314 nucleotides long. RefSeq names its product ectonucleotide pyrophosphatase/phosphodiesterase 7 (gene ENPP7). The transcript has 5 exons. The record is from RefSeq and is a predicted model, not a curated record. The coding region runs from base 1 to 1314 and encodes 437 amino acids. NCBI's taxonomy places the organism in Eukaryota, Metazoa, Chordata, Aves, Passeriformes, Cinclidae.
AUGAAGAUGCUGCUGUCACUGGGGCUCCUCUGUGCUGCCCUGUCCUCAGGAAGAUGCAUCCCCCUGCAGCAGGCGCCCACCCGCAGCAAACUCCUCCUGGUGUCCUUUGAUGGCUUUCGGUGGAACUACGACCAGGAUGUGGACACCCCCAACCUGGACACGAUGGCUGCGGACGGGGUGAAGGCCAAGUACAUGACUCCUGCCUUCGUCACCCUCACCAGCCCGUGCCACUUCACGCUGCUGACCGGGCGGUACCUGGAGAACCACGGGGUGAUCCAUAACAUGUGGUUCGACACCAAAACAGGCGUGAAACUGCCCUACUACACCACACAGGGCAUCAGCAGCUGGUGGGACAACGGCAGCCUCCCCAUCUGGAUCACUGCCCAGAGACAGGGUUUGAAGACAGGCUCUAUCCACUUCCCUGGAACCAAAGCAAAAUACCAAGGGGAAGAAGUGUACAAGAAGUUGGUGGAACCCGCACUGUUCAACUACAGCAAUGAGACCAACUGGAGGCAGAGCAUCGACACAGUCAUGGAAUGGUUCACAGUGGAGAACCUCGACUUCAUCACGCUCUACUUCGGGGAGCCAGACUCCUCAGGACACAAGUUUGGCCCUGAAUCCACACAGAGGAAAACCAUGAUCGAGCAGGUGGACAGAACUGUGGGUUACUUGAGGCAGCGUAUCCAGGAAAGCGGCCUGGAAUCAACCCUCAACCUCAUCAUCACGUCUGACCACGGCAUGGAGACCGUGAUAAAAACCGACGAGAUUCACAUCAGCACCGUGAGCAACUUCACCUUCAAAGACCUCGACUUUGAACUCUUAGAUUAUGGACCAAAUGGACUCCUGGUGCCAAAAGAAGGCAAAUUGGAGCAUGUGUACUCAGUCCUGAAAAAUGCCCACCCAAAACUGCAUGUUUACAAGAAAGAAGAGUUCCCAAAGAGAUUCCAUUACGCCAACCAUUCCCGGAUCACCCCGCUCCUGUUGUACAGCGAUCCAGGCUAUGUGAUCCAUGGGAGGUACAAGGUCCAGUUCAAUAAAGGGGAACACGGGUUUGACAAUGAGGCCUUGAACAUGAAAACCAUUUUCCGUGCUGUGGGACCUGCCUUCAAGAAGGGGCUGGUGGUGGAGCCCUUCGAAAGCGUCAAUGUCUACGCCCUCCUCUGCGAGCUGCUGGGCAUCACCCCUGAGCCCCACGACGGCUCCCUGGAGGUCACCAAGGCCAUGCUGCGUUCGGGUUCCCUCCAUCCCGCCAAGAAGCUGCCGCUGAUCCUGGGACUCGCUCUGGUUCUGGGAUGCCGGGGAGGAGUUUUCUAA